AUGGGUACCCGCAACAUCGAGUGUCGUAAAUUUUCGCCAAACAUCUUCAACAAGAGCAAAUGUACGCACUGUUUCCGGCAGCGCGAGGAGCACAGCGCGGCCGCCCUGGAAUGCAAUCGGGCGACGCGAAAGGUGUCAAAACGUGGAUACUUGUUCGUGGCACCGGACUGGGAUUUCAGCAACCCGCUGUACAGAACAAAGCGAUGGCAGCGAAGGUGGUUCGUGCUGUACGACGACGGAGAGCUGACGUAUUCGGUAGACGAACACCCCGAAACGAUACCGCAAGCCAUAAUCGACAUGACGAAGGUGCUGGAGGUGACCACGGCCGACAACAUCACCAGCCAUCCGCACUCGAUCGCCAUCACCGCCCCGGAGCGGGUCACCUUCGUCAAGGGGACCUGCCCGGACGAGACCAAGUGGUGGUUCAACGUGCUGGUCGCCUUCCCCAAAUCCAAGGGUCGCCACAAACGAAAUGCGACCUUUCCCGGUGGACAGGCCACGACGAUCCUGCAGGCGCAGACAGUGUAUAGCGAGUCGCAGGCGCAGAUUUCGGGCAAAGGCGCUCCGACGACGCGGGACAAGCUGGUGGCCCAGCUCGACGGUGGGAAGGCGCAGGCGCGACUCCGUGCCCGCCAUCAUCGAUCAUCGCUCGACGUCAGUGAUUCAGGUGAGCAAGACGAUAUCGAUUCUGGCAUUGAUUCGCACAUCGAAUCGGGAGCGGCAGCGGCCAAAUGUCUUCUACUGGACGGCGUCGGCGGUGGUGUGGCCGAGCUGCGCACGAGGGACGAACCAAAGCUGAAGGAUAUCGCCAACACGCUGACGAACGGGCUGAACCGGUGGAGCAGCCCCUGCAUCACGGACAGUCUGUCACUCAUCGCCGGGCUCGGCGACCACCUCGAGAAGCCGCAGAGCGCGCAGGACGAAAACACGGUCCCGGCGCACGUAGGCGGCACUCCGCUGCAGAUGCGACCCCAGUCCCUCACGUUACCGUCCAGUGCGCCUGCCAUCGUGUCGGCGAUUGUGAAGAAAAUCCCGACGUCCGCCGGCGGCGGCAAGACGGCCGGCCAUCAGGGACCGCCACCGCCCCCACCGCUCGGUCAGCUGAGCCUGGCGGGGCUGAACUCUAGUCUGAAGCUGAAGCCUAGUCAAACGCACGAGCGCGGUGACCCGGACGGCGACUGCGGGAUGGACGAGGCGCCCGCGAGCUAUCUGGGCAAAAACUCCGAGCACCGGGUGUCCGGGUCCGAGCCCGAUCUGCUGCACGCGAAGAAGGGCUGGCUGCAGAAGCAGGACGUGCGGGCCGGCGACUGGAGCAAGCACUGGUUCACGCUGCGCGGGGCCGCCCUGUUCUACUACCGCGACCCGGUCGCCGAGGAGAAGGGCGUGCUGGACGGGGUGCUGGACGUGAACAGUAUCACCAGCAUCGCCGAGGUGCCGGUCAACAAAGGCUACGGCUUUCAGCUCACGACCUGGGACAACCACCGGAUCGUCCUGUCAACGGGCACCAUCAACAUCCGAAACAAUUGGAUCAACGUGCUGAAGAACGCGGCCGGACUGCCCCCGUCGAAGGCCACGCUCAACAACAACAGUCUCGGGCUGAGCAACCAGAACGACGACAACUUCAAGACGUUACCGGACCAGCAGACGGUCGGGCCACCGGCAGCGGCAGCGCCCCCCUCAUCGUUGCCGCUCGAAAUCGAGCUACUUGCAGCAGCAAGCGAAGUCGAGCAGCAAAGGCAGGCGCUGAAAAAGAAGAGCUCGAAACUGCUCGAGAAAAACAACAAUUCGAGCGGGCUGCUGCACAUCGAGGGUGUCGUCCCGUUAGCGAACGGUCCGGACGAGGAUGUGGUGGACACGGCCCCACCGACCCCGCGGAAGGAUGUGGUGGUGCACCUGUCGGUCCGAGGGCCACCGAAGGCCACCGAGCCAGUGGACAGCAGCAGCAGUAACGGAAGUAAUAGUAAUAGUCAGCCUCAACCAAAGUCGGUCGUGCAGUCGCCCGUAACGCCGGUCACGCCCAAGUCGCUGCUGUUCUCCUCGGACGAGGAGUACCGGACGGCGUCGGAGGGUGGCCGGCGGGACAGCGUCGGCGACUGGGGUUCGCCGGUGUCACCGUCGCCCCCGUCCGUGCCGCUGUGCGCGGUCGCGCGUACCAAAGAUAGGUUAAGAACGUCACCAGCAUCUCCGGGCGUCCCCCGGAGUCUGCACAAGCGCAGCCGUUCGUCGCCGCCGUCCUCCCGGCGCAGCACGCUCGAGAGUGCCCCGACGGACGCACCGAUCAUUAACACGUCGCUGCAGGAGGAAGAAACGGGCCUCGAGAAGGAGCUCCAACUGCGGUUGCAGGCCGCCGAAAAGGAGCUGUCGAUGUUGCGCGAAGAAACGCACGAACGGGAGGCCCGAAUGUCCGAGCUGCUCACGACGCUCGAGCGGACGGAGCAGGAACUGACGCGCAAGCGCGAGCUCGAGGAAAACCGCGAGAAGCUGAUGGUCCAGCUGCAGGAAAGCAGGGCCGCCGGACAGGACGUUAUCGAACGGGUAACCCACGAGCUGAACCGAAGCCGCGAUAUGACGAAGGACCUGGAGGAGCGGUUGGCGCGCGGGAUCGAGGAGAACGAGUCGCUGUACCGGAAGCUGCAAGAGUUCGGCAUCACCAGCCCGGCCUCGAGCAUGUCCAGCCUGGUGACGGCACCGAGCACCCCGGCGACGGUGGCAGGGCGCAAAAUGAAGCGCAUGGACUCGUUCAGCGAUCUCACGUUCCUGUCCGAGAUCGAUCCGGGCGCCCUCGACAAGGACCAGCUGGCGGACGAGUACCGCGAGCUGCGGGCACGCUUCGAGCGGGCCGUCAGCGAGCUGAAGGCGAUGAAGCGCGAACUGAAGGAUGCCCACGGGCUGUACGACGAUCUGGAGAUCGGGUACGUGACGCUGCGGAAGGAGCUCGACCGGCAGGUCGAUGCGCACGACGCCCAGUCGCGCAUGAUGGCCGACCGGAUACAGGACAUGACGAACAAGUACACGGCGGCCGAGAAGCAGGUGCGGCUGCUGAAGCAGAAGAUGGUCCGCUCGGAGAAGCGCCGCUCGUUGUCGCUCAAGGGCAAGGAAUCGCUCUCGAUCCAGAAGGAACUCGAGGAGAAGGUCAGCGAGCUGGAGAGCAAAAUCGACGCCCUGGAGGCGGGUGUACCGAGCCUGCCGAAAGCGGUCGCCGUCGAGCUGGCCGCUCCCGAAGUUGCGGUCGCCGUCGCCGCAGCGGUGGUCAGUCCGCCGACGAAACGAUCCUCUUCCGCGACGCGGUUACGCCGCAAAAGCCUCGACAGCGCGUCGUCGCAACCGAUGCAAGUGUUGCUGCGAUUGAACAACCUCGAGAAACGCGUCGAAGGUGUGCAGUCGGGCGGCUCCGAGUUGGCUGCGAAGCGUGAGGUGAGCGAGUGUGAAACGACCAGUACGGCUUCCAGCGCGAGUCCCGCUCCGUGUGGCGUCCCUCCGGCGGGACGGGGUGUUCCCGAGCACCUGAUGGAUCGGCUGAAGAGCCUCGAAGGGGUGGUGAUCUCGGUGCGCGAGCUAGUCGACCAGAGUGUCCAGCAGUUCCAUCACCUCCGCUCGGCACGAUCCCGUCGCUCCGUGUCGCCCAUGGCCGACAAGAAGGACUCGUUCCGGUUCAUCGAGCGCUGCCUGGCGGAAGUGUCAAAGUUGUUGCGCGAAAGCUGCGACAACUGUAUCGUCCAGGAUGGCAGCACGGCAAACGGACCGCCGGCCAGCGUACUCGUCCUACCCGACUCGAACCCCAUCAAGCUGGCCCUCAACCAGCUGGAGACGCAGCUGAAGAACAAACUGUCCGAUCUGCUGAAGCAGCGGCGAAUGCUGCGCGAAACGAACGGGCUUUCGCCGCGCAAGGACAUGGAGCUGCUGGCCGAGCGGAUCGCGUUCGAAAGUGUGUGCUUCGGUCGGCUGAGGCAUGCGCUCGAGCGUGCCGACAAUCUGCAGGAGUUCGAGGAGCGUCAAACCAAAGUGGAGGUGUGCGAAACGAUUCAGCUGAUGUCGCUACUGAAGGCCAAGCUGUCGGGCAAGUGUGCGGUUCGGCCAAGCAGCAGCGUGGACGUGCUGGCGAGCGUGUUGGCCCGUAAGCUGAUGCUGUCGGCCGGACGGACCAGCACGAUCCGUACGCUUUCGUUCCCGCCCAUCGGCACCACGCUGCUGGACGAUCUGCUGCGCCAGCAGAACGAGCUGCACCUGAUCGCGAAACGCUACAAGACGACCGCGAUGGAGAACCUGGCGUACGGACUGGCGGCCGAAACGCUCAGCUACAUCUCGUCAUCCCACGAAACGGUGCAGGGCGCGGUGCAGGAAGCGUGGCGUCAGGCCCAGGAAGCGGUCAACGCGGAGCUGGUACAGUCCGAGAUCGCGCACAUUAUGAUGCGGAACGCGCAGCGGUACGAGAACUCACUGGCACCUGCCUUCGGGUACGCGCUGUCCACGCAGGAGCGCAUCACCUUCGAAACGUUCGCCGAUGCCGUGCACGAAGCGUUGCGCCGGGAGAUGGACGCGGCCGUGGCGCAGUUGACCGAGUGCUACGAGGAGACGCUCGCGAAGAUGAAGCGCGGCCAGUGGCGGCUGCACCUCGAGCAGGAACGCAAGCCGAGCGAGGGGCGCCAGCUGUUGGGCGAGUUUGCGGACAUUAUCGCGCACAAGGCGCUGAUCGAUGCGCGCGUCCAGGUGCUGAAGGGUGACUACGUGCCGUGCCGGAGGGGCCCGGAGGAGGGGCCCGGCACGGCCGGCCGGGUGUUCGGUGUGGCCGCGCUGAAGCAGUACGAGACGCUGUACACCGAGCUGACGACCGAUCUGGAGGUGACGAACGCGGACGACAUCCUGGCGGAGGCAGAUUUCAACUUUAUGUACAAGUACUUUACCAGUGAGCACUCGCUCAACAAGGCGGAAGUGAAGGAGGUGGCCGCCAUCCUGAACGAGCUGGAACGGUCGGUGGUGGCACUGCAGAGCAAUCUGCGGCCACUGGAGGUCACGGCGGUGACCGCCACCAUCGAUGUGGACAGUCUGCGUAGCAUCCACGGGCGCUGUGUCGAAAUCCAGCAGCGGAUCGAUUCGCUGAUCACCGCCGCCAAGCAGCUGCAGCAGCGCAGCGAGCAGUGCGCUAAUCUGCAGGACCGCUUGCAGCAGGUAACGGAGGACCACGAACGGGAGCUGGCCACGCUGAGGAAGGAGAACGAGCAGCAGCUUGCGCUGUUGCAGCGGCAGAUCGACGAGCAGCAACGGCGCAUUCAGGCGAUCGACACGGAACGGGUCGAGCUCCUGGAGAAGCUGAACAACGAGCGCAAUCUGUUGAAGCAGAAGGAGAAGGAACUGCACGACGCGGCGGUCCGGUUGACGCGCGUCGAAGCGGCCAGCAACGAGAAGGACAAGGAGAUCGAGGAUCUGCUCGAUAGCUACGAUCAGGAGCACCGGAAAGCACGGGCGCUCAAGGAUCGGUGCGACGAGCUGGCGGACAGCUGCCGCCGGACGGCGGCCGAGUACGCCGAGCUGGAGAAGGAGCGGGACUAUCUGUUCGAGGAGGUGCGCAAGGAGCAGGAGCACGUGAAGAAGCUGGAGAAGCACCUCGAGCUGCUCGAGACGGAGCACGCGCAGCAGGUGGACAAUCUGCACGCCGCGUACCGGGAGCAGCAGAUGGCGAACGAGCUCGACUCGCAGAAGGACAAGGACGACGAGGACAGCUUGCGGUCGCGGUACCAGGCCGAAAUCGAGCAGCUGCGGGCACUGUGUGAGAAGGGAUUGGCCGCCAUGGAGGCGUCACAUAAGCGCAUCAUUCACGAUCUGGAGGAGAAACAUCAGCAGGACAUCGGAAACCUCAUUCUGGAGAAGGAACAAGCGCUGGCCGAAGAAACACAGGCCACACUGGCAGCACUGGACGCCAUGAAGAAAGCUCACCAGAACGAGGUUCAACGCGAGGUGACCCGCUUCAAGCAGGAAUUUCUCAAACAGUUCCAAAAGGGUGGCCAACCACCGCAAGCGUUCCGCGAGAAAGAGCAAGAGCUGGAAGACGUGCGGCUGGAGAUACUGUCCCUCUCGGAGAAGUACUCGCUAAAGUGCGUGGAGACGGCUUCGCUGGAGGAGAAGCUGCGCAUCGCCACGCAGCAACUGAAAUGUUCCCAGCAGCACAUCCAGCAGCUCGAUGUCAGAAACAAACAACUUCGGGCUCACUUCAUCUCCAACCAGGCGGAGGAGACGGUUUCGGCCCCACCGCAGACCGCCAGUAACGUCGUAACGCCAAAGGAUAUCAAUCUGUUUAGCAGCAGCGCGGAGCCAAACUAGGCGUAGCACCGAUCUUCUCUACCUCCACCACGACGACCUCCUCGGCCGGCGGCGCCUCGGCGGCCAUCCUCGAGUCGGUCAACCUGGCCAGCAGCACCAACAACAACCGAGCCAAAGUUCUCAAC
This is a messenger RNA of Anopheles cruzii, 6440 nucleotides long. It is a transcript of the gene osp, whose product is annotated as protein outspread. Gene Ontology annotation, cellular component: actin cytoskeleton. Gene Ontology annotation, biological process: actin filament organization. The record is from RefSeq and is a predicted model, not a curated record. The transcript is spliced from 15 exons. Gene Ontology annotation, molecular function: actin filament binding. Lineage: Eukaryota; Metazoa; Arthropoda; Insecta; Diptera; Culicidae. The coding region runs from base 1 to 6315 and encodes 2104 amino acids.